ACAUUUGUCUUUGCAUUGUUUAUUUCGUCAAGUAUUUCUUAAAUACAUUUUGAACACCCCGCCCCCCCCCCCCUCUUACGAAACAUGGUACGUCCCACUCCCUGCCGUUAGCCGUCGUUGUAUCCAAUGCUAGUGAACAGAUAUGUUGCGAUACCAACUAGCUACACACCGGCAUUAAAGCCACGAAAAGAUGAGCCUUCACGGGAUUAAAACAAUAAAACAAACAACAGCAAGUCUGGAAAAACUUUGCCCAACAGUGCCCAAACUUUGGUAGACUACGACCCGAAUCACUUCCCGUCAGUUUCGAGUGUGUUAGCAUUGUUUCCCCUCAACACUAUUUGCCGUCGGACGCGUUUCUUCUUCCCCUGGAGCGGUCCAGUCUGAUGAAUUCACCGAAAAAAGACGCAGAUGAUGAUGUGCCCGUUAAAGACCCGGUGAAAUACGGCGAAUUGGUCAUUUUGGGGUACAAUGGCUCUCUACCCAGCGGAGACCGCGGGCGCAGGAAGAGCCGCUUCGCGCUGUACCGGCGGGCCAAGGCCAACGGGGUCAAACCCAGCGCCGUGCACAUCCUCAACACGCCGCAGGACGGCAAGGCGGUGCACAGCAGGGGGCAGCACAGCAUCUCUUUCACGCUGUCUCGCAACCAGACGGUGGUGGUGGAGUACUGCCAUGACAACAGCACAGACAUGUUCCAGAUCGGACGCUCCACAGAGAGUCCCAUUGACUUUGUGGUAACGGACACCUCCGGGGGGGGGAAGGAGGGGGAGGACCCCUCCAUCGCUCCCAGCACCAUCUCGCGUUUUGCCUGCCGGGUGGUGUGUGAACGCAGCCCGCCUUACACCGCGCGAAUCUACGCCGCCGGCUUUGACUCCUCCAAAAACAUCUUCUUAGGGGAGAAAGCGACCAAAUGGAAAAACCCCGAUGGGCACAUGGACGGGCUGACCACCAACGGGGUGCUGGUGAUGCACCCGGAGGGGUUCCCCGAGGACCCCAAGCAGGGACUGUGGAGGGAGAUCUCCGUCUGUGGAGACGUCUACGCCCUGCGGGAGACGCGCUCCGGCCCCACCCGGGGCAAACUGGCGGAGGGGGAGAGCAGCGCGCUGCGCGACGGUUCCCUGGUCGACCUGUGCGGCGCCACCCUGCUGUGGCGCACGGGCGAGGGGCUCAUGCGCUCGCCCACCCUGCGCCACCUGGAGGCACUUCGCCAGGAGCUCAACGCGUCCCGGCCCCAGUGCCCGGUCGGCCUCAGCACGCUGGCCUUCCCCAGCCUGCCCCGCAGCCACAGCCUCGAGGAGCGUCAGCCCUGGGUCUACCUCACCUGCGGCCACGUCCACGGGCGGCACGACUGGGGCCAGAGGUCCGAGGGCGUGGCGCAGCCGCGAGAGGGCGAGGGCUCGACCACCCGCCGAGAAUGCCCGCUGUGCCGCAGCGUGGGCCCCUACGUGCCCCUGUGGCUGGGCUGCGAGCCGGCCGUGUACGUGGACGCCGGAGCUCCCACUCACGCCUUUGUGCCGUGCGGCCACGUCUGCUCGGAGAGGACAGCCAGGUACUGGGCGGAGACGCCGCUCCCGCACGGGACGCACGCCUUCAGGGCCGUCUGCCCCUUCUGCUCCGCCGCCCUAAGCACCCCCGGCUGGACGCGGCUCAUCUUCCAGGGCCCCAUCGACUAGCCGCCCCGCCCCUCGGCAACCACCGUCCCAGCAACGGCAGGAUGCCCGGGCUACGUCCACCUCGCAGCCGUUGGUCGGUGUUCGGUGUGACCGAUCAGGUGGUCGUUUUCGCGUAGUGACAGCAGGUGUUCAUCAAACGCCGUCCUUCGUUGUUCCUGGAUGUAGGCCGCAGCUUAGUCCCCGCCCCCGUUUAUCCCUCAGGGCUGGUAUACGAUGUAGAGAAAAAACAAUCAUCAAUCAUCAAUCGUCACUCCGACAGUAUUUAGUGUAACUGGAAGAUUCUGCCGUUUUUUAUUCCAACGAGAAAGGGUCCUCACAAGUAAAACCAAUUCACACACAGAAGCUUAACCGAUGCUGCUUGAACCUUUUUGAAAAGCAAUUAUUUUCACUCCAUUAUCAAACGACAAUCAUAUUAAGCCUUUUU
Molecule: messenger RNA, 2094 nt
Organism: Gasterosteus aculeatus aculeatus (three-spined stickleback)
Lineage: Eukaryota; Metazoa; Chordata; Actinopteri; Perciformes; Gasterosteidae
Product: E3 ubiquitin-protein ligase pellino homolog 2
Biological process (GO): regulation of Toll signaling pathway; protein polyubiquitination
Molecular function (GO): protein binding; ubiquitin protein ligase activity
Source: RefSeq, a predicted model, not a curated record